AUUGCGUUGCAGAGCAGCAGCAGCGCAGCAUCGGCAGCAGCAAAUUCCGGCUUUUGUUUUGCAAAUUGGCGUUUGCAUUUUUUGUUGUUAAACACUUAAAUCAAUAAUUUAAACAAGAUGCAAGAGUGUCCCUACGGCGAGAAAUGUUACCGCAAGAAUCCCAUACACUUUGGCGAAUAUUCACAUCCGCAUCUGGAUGCAAUUUAUGCCCAGGGCACCAAGUCGAGCAGCAAUCAAUAUGAUAUACCCGCCAAGUAUUCCAGUGAGCUGAUAAAUAUACAGCUUAAACUGCUGGAGAAACUGUUCCCCCAGCCGGCUGGCAAAACAGAUGAUGCUGCUCAUGCAUCCAUGCCGACAGCAGAUGCUGUUGUUCCUGCUGCAAAACCAGUGAAAAAGCAACCACCUGUAGCUGCAUCCAACAGCACAGCCAGCACUAGCCGAGAUGCAGCAGCAGCAGCAGAAGCAGUAAUUGCUGAAAAAGACACCUCAAAUCUGGCCAAGAAACAAAAGUUAAAUGCACGCAACAUACGCGACUACAUUCCCGUUGUGAUGGAAAGGGGCAAAAUGGCACAGAAAUUGGAGCGUGCAGCGCCCUAUAAUAUGUUCCUUACGGCCAUCACAGACUCGAAGGCGACGCACGGGGAGCCAUUGAGUGUCACAUUGCAGGAGAUACUUGAUGAGAGUCUCGGCGAGAUUGAGUCGACUGUUCAAAUCAAUUUUAUGAUCGACAUUGGCUGGCUGCUGGGUCACUAUUAUUUUGCGGGCAUUCUUGACAAACCCCUGCUUGUGCUCUACGGCGAUGAAUCGCCGGAGCUGUUAGGCAUCGGCAAAUUCAAGCCACAGGUUACAGCCGUUAGGGUGAAAAUGCCAACACCGUUUGCCACAUCGCACACAAAAAUGAUGCUGCUCGGCUAUGCGGAUGGCUCGAUGCGAGUUGUCAUCUCCACAGCGAAUUUGUACGAGGACGAUUGGCAUAAUCGCACCCAGGGCUUAUGGAUUAGCCCGCGGUUGCCCGCUCUGGCCGAGGACGCGGACACAGCAGCAGGCGAGAGUGCCACUGGCUUCAAGCAGGAUCUAAUGCUGUAUCUGGUCGAGUACAAGUUGUCACAGCUCCAGCCUUGGAUUGCACGCAUACGCAAAAGUGAUUUCAGUGCCGUUAAUGUCUUCUUAAUUGGCUCCGUACCUGGUGGUCAUCGGGAGGGCGCUGUGCGUGGUCAUCCCUGGGGCUGUGCACGUCUUGGUUCGUUGCUGGCCAAGCAUGCGACGCCCGUGGAGGAUCGCAUUCCAGUUGUGUGUCAGAGUUCCAGUAUUGGCAGUCUGGGCGCCAAUGUGCAAGCCUGGAUACAGCAGGAUUUUGUCAGCAAUUUACGCAAGGAUUCGACACCGUUGGGCCGGCUGCGUCAAUUGCCACCAUUUAAAAUGAUCUAUCCGAGCUUUGGCAAUGUGUCGCGCAGUCACGACGGCAUGUUGGGCGGCGGUUGUCUGCCCUAUGGCCGCAACACAAACGACAAACAGCCGUGGCUCAAAGCACACCUGCAGCAAUGGAAAUCCGGGGAUCGCCAUCGGUCACAGGCCAUGCCGCACAUUAAGAGCUAUACACGUUUCAAUCUGGAGGAACAGUGCAUCUAUUGGUUUGUGUUGACCUCGGCGAAUCUAUCGAAGGCCGCCUGGGGCUCAUUUAACAAGAAUCCGAAUAUUCAGCCAUGUUUGCGCAUUGCCAACUACGAAGCAGGCGUCCUCUUCCUGCCCAGAUUUGUGACUGGCGAGGAGACUUUUCCCCUGGGUAAUUCACGGAAUGGUGUUCCAGCUUUUCCCUUGCCGUACGAUGUACCAUUGACUCCAUAUGGAGCUGAUGAUAAGCCCUUCCUAAUGGAUUAUCUGCAGGGUUGAAUAACAUUAAAUAUAUUGUGUUCAUUAAAUCCACUUACAUCAUA
Molecule: messenger RNA, 1934 nt
Organism: Drosophila grimshawi
Lineage: Eukaryota; Metazoa; Arthropoda; Insecta; Diptera; Drosophilidae
Gene: gkt
Product: probable tyrosyl-DNA phosphodiesterase
Exons: 5
Coding region: 118-1890 (590 amino acids)
Biological process (GO): single strand break repair; double-strand break repair
Cellular component (GO): nucleus
Molecular function (GO): single-stranded DNA binding; 3'-tyrosyl-DNA phosphodiesterase activity; double-stranded DNA binding
Source: RefSeq, a predicted model, not a curated record